Molecule: messenger RNA, 3447 nt
Organism: Letharia columbiana
Lineage: Eukaryota; Fungi; Ascomycota; Lecanoromycetes; Lecanorales; Parmeliaceae
Exons: 5
Coding region: 1-3447 (1148 amino acids)
Biological process (GO): phosphorylation; phosphorelay signal transduction system
Molecular function (GO): phosphorelay sensor kinase activity
Source: RefSeq, a predicted model, not a curated record
AUGCGGAUCGGAAUCCGGGAGCAGUUGGGUCUCCUUGUGCUACUCACGACACUAAUUGCCCUCGCCGUGGUGGCUGUUGCAACAUGGGUCAACAAUUACGACUUUGUAAUUGGUAUUCGGACCUCGAGUCUUUCCCUUACAGCCUCCCUCUAUGCCAACCAACUCGACUCAAACCUCUUGCUUCUCCAGUCAAGCGUCCAAGCCAUAUCCACGCGCAUUGCUCUCCAGUCUGCUUUGCAACGCUAUAACUCAGGGAACAACACCGACGCGAAUUGGGUCCGCGCCGCAUCAGAUAUGCAAAGUGCACUGUCGGGUGGGGGAUCAUCUGACAUGCUACUUGAAGCGCAGGUGUUCUCUCAGAACGGUACCGGUGUUGGUGGGCCUUAUGGUCUGCUGAACGUCAGUUCGCCCACCAUCGCAAACGCAAUCCCGCUACCGUUCCUUGGGACUUCCGUACAUCUCGGCGAUAAUGGCACUGGGUACCCUGUCGAGCUAUAUCCGAAUUUAACGUACACGUCUACCGUCGUUAACAGUACCUUCAAUCAAUCGGAUGCCUUCUGGAAUGGACAGCAGCUGUACGACAAUUCGACCAUAUUCUUAGGGCCUUGGCUUCUCAAUGGGAGCUUCGCUCUGCUUUCGCUUACUGUACCAGUGGUCAACGACACAUCAAGCGCGGAUGUCCUGGGCUGGAUCAGCAUCAUCGUCAAUGCGCAAUCCAUAUUCAACAUCGAGCAGUCAGUUGAAGGCUUAGGAGACACAGGCCAGAUCCUGAUUGUGGCACCGAGCACGUCAACUCAGAAGCUGCCAACCAAUGUGCAAGCUCUCGGCAGUACCAGAGCAAAUAGAACAACAGCAAAGACACAAGACGUGCAGUUCGUAUUGCCGCCAAUGCAGAACUCGUCGCGAAGCACUCGUCACUCAAUACGCGCUUAUGGCAUGCCCAACUUGCCGUUCCAGAUGCGAAGCUAUCCCGGCGUAUUGGAUGCCUACACAUCUAACACCGGAUCCCGCAACAACGCAGGCAGUCUUAUUUCCACGAUGAAUGAGGAAAAUGACCAUGUUUCAGUCGGCUACGCUUUGCCAAUGUCUCCUAUGGUUGAUUGGGCGCUCAUCGUUGAACAAGCCUACGGCGAAGUGAUUGCACCAGUCCAUCGUCUCCGAAACGUUCUAGUGGCUUGCGUUUUCGGAACCGUCGGUGCCAUACUUCUACUCCUGUUGCCCUUGGCCCACAUAUCGGUGAGACCCAUCAGACGGUUACGAGAAGCAACGAAAAAGACCGUAGAACCUUACAGGUACGAAUCUGAUGACGGCAGCAUCCGCUCUUCCAUCUCAGGAGACAACGAAGACCUGGGAUCAGGCGAAGAGGAGUCAAUGACGACAGCAGCUAGAAAAGAAGGUUUCAUGGGUCGGAUAUCGCGAUGGCGGGGUGGGCGUCAGCGGAAUGACGCGGAACGCAGAGAAGGGCAACGACGGCAAACCUUUCGUAUACCUGGCAAGGUUCAAGAUCGAAAGCACAUCGUUCAAGACGAGCUCACUGACCUUACCCGCACAUUCAAUGAAAUGUCAGAGGAGCUGAUGAUGCAGUAUGAGCGACUUGAAGAAAGAGUUAAGGAACGGACACAGGAGCUUGAGAUUAGCAAGAAGGCCGCCGAAGCUGCCAAUGAAAGCAAAACCGCUUUCAUCGCCAAUAUCUCUCACGAGCUUAAAACGCCUUUGAAUGGGAUUCUUGGGAUGUGUGCUGUCUGUAUGCAAGAGGAGGACCAUACAAAGAUAAAAAGAUCCCUGGGUAUCAUAUACAAGUCGGGCGAUCUGCUAUUACACCUAUUGACGGAUCUCUUGACAUUCACCAAGAACCAGAUAGGUCAGCAUCUCACCUUGGACGAACGCGAGUUCCGCUUGUCGGACGUAUGUUCACAGGUGGUCUCGAUAUUCGAGAAACAGGCGAAGGAUGGGUCCAUAAAGCUGGGGGUGAGCUAUGAAGGUCCUCAAGAUGGCCUGGAAACAGCCGGCGGAGCUCCUUUGCAGAGCGGUUUUGGACCGUACGGCACAGGACGUGUGAGAGAUAUGUUCCUCUGGGGUGAUCAGCACAGAAUCCUCCAAGUCAUCAUCAACCUUGUGAGCAACAGCCUGAAGUUUACACCUCCAAAUGGAUCAGUAAAUGUAAAGAUUAGAUGUGUGGGGGACGCACCAGAAAGACCCGAGAGUACUCGUAAAGGGUCAUUGCAGUCCAAGCAGUCCAAGCAGUCCAGGCACUCUAAGAGGCAGUCCCCAGGAGGAUCCAGGGGCCGAUUUCCAGGGAUGCGACAUGAUUCUGGCUCUUCUAUCACACCCAGUCAGCGAGGUCGCGAAAGAGCAAAGUACUCCGAUACUGCGCUUCACAUCAAUGGGAACGAGCCUAAAGCUAUAUCUACUGUUGCGAUUUCAGAACGGUCCUCAACGCCUCCGCCAAUCAAUGCUAGAAUUCUCUUAUUUGAGUUUGAGAUAGAGGACACCGGGCCAGGGAUUCCAGAGAAUCAACAACGGCGCGUCUUCGAACCUUUCGUACAAGGAGACAUUGGGCUUAAUAAGAAGUACGGAGGCACCGGGCUCGGAUUGAGCAUCUGCUCGCAAUUGGCUAGUCUGAUGAAGGGAUCCUUGGAACUCGAAAGUCAGGUUGGGGUAGGGAGCAAAUUCACCAUGCGAAUACCGUUGGUCUUCACAAAGGAGAGGGCCGAUAGCACUACCAGCUCUUACUUGGGUUCUCGACGCAACAGCACUAACAUAGGCCCAAACAUGGAUGACGACCACUCGUCACAACUGAAAAGAUCAUCUUCUGACGUGUCUGUCAAGUCUGAGACCACCGUGCCGCCUGGGCUUAAUGGCUUUGAUACACCUGCAAAGCCCCGGCUUGUUGGGCUGAGCCAACCAUUUUUCGCUGCAACAUCGCCACUAGAAUCUCCUGAUAAACAGCUGGCGGCAAUGGAGCGAGUUGCUGCGCAGGCAGCUCAGAGUGGUGACAGAGUUCGCGUGCUGGUUGCGGAGGAUAACAAGGUCAACCAAGAGGUGGUGCUCCGCAUGUUGAAGCUUGAAGAUAUUUACGACGUCACUGUUGCAAAGGAUGGCCAAGAGGCUUUCGAGCUUGUAAAAGAGAGCAUGGAGCAGCGAAGAUACUUCAACUUGAUCUUUAUGGAUGUCCAGAUGCCUAAUCUUGACGGUAUACAAAGCACUCGUCUCAUAAGAGAGAUGGGCUACUCUGCACCAAUCGUUGCCCUCACUGCCUUUGCCGAGGAAAGCAAUGUGAAAGAAUGCAUGGACUCAGGCAUGGACUUCUUCCUGCCCAAGCCAAUCCGACGACCAGCUCUCAAACAAGUCCUCAAACGGUACUGCGCCACGAUUCCAGAAGCUGCAGAAGAAGCUGAGAAGGACGGCCGACCAGCAAAAGAAGAACCAGUAUCGCCAAUGUCAUGA